Messenger RNA from Capsella rubella, 299 nucleotides. Its product is annotated as putative defensin-like protein 145. Lineage: Eukaryota; Viridiplantae; Streptophyta; Magnoliopsida; Brassicales; Brassicaceae. The transcript is spliced from 2 exons. The coding region runs from base 21 to 299 and encodes 92 amino acids. The record is from RefSeq and is a predicted model, not a curated record.
UUUCAUUUAUAUCUUCUAAGAUGAAAACAAAAUUUAUAUUCUCAUUGGGCGUUCUAGCUCUCUACAUCCUUUUUGUGCUAGUAGCAGGAGUGGUUGGAGAUGGACAAAAGAAAACACCAACGAAACAAACAUGGUGUUCUAGGCCUUUCCCUAAUAAUAACCAGAAAACUGAGAAAUGUGUCAUCAAAGAUUGUGAAUCUAAAUGUAGACAGAAGUGGAAAGGGAAUGGUACAGAGGCUUCAUGUCGUCCUCGUUGCAUCUGCCAUUUCCGUUGUCCAUGGAUUCAAGGCUCUGCCUGA